GAUCAAUGACGUUAAAACCCCGGCGUCUCCUUUAGGGGGCGUGUCCCGUCUGCCGUCUCAAAUGUAACCCGGAAACGAACGGCGGGCGUUGAUUGGCUGAAAGACCCGGCAGUUUGCAGCCCCGCCUCCUGUCAGUGACACAGCUCUAGGAAACAUAGUGAGAACAACAACAACAACAACAAACACCAGAGAGGAGGAGGAGGAAGAAGAGCGAGCAACAUGGCGGCGGGGCGGAGAACCCGACGCUCACCACGCGGCCGCCUGUAGCUCCGUGCCGGUGUAGGGGCGUCUGUCAGCGGGGAGACCGCAGGAGGCUGCCCGGGCCGCGCGCAGUCAUGGCGGAUUCACCCCGAGUCCCGCGGCACGGCGGCCGGGACGCGGCGCCCGCGCUGCCCCGGGCCCGGUCGACGGAGGCCUGGAAGAGACACAUCGUGGGCCAGCUGAAGCACCGGGACCGGAGCCAGCACGACCGGUACCAGGACCUGAUCCCGCUUCUGUACGACAAUCGGUUGCUGGAGAAAACCCGGCUGACCAAAGGAAUCCUGAGCGGCUCCCCCAGACGUCCUGCAGACGUCUCCUCUGACGGCCGCUCCGUCCCGUCUCUGCGUCAGCAGAACGAGCAGCUGAGGAAGACUUCAGGAGAGCUGGCCUAUCAGGUGCUGGAGCUGCAGCAGCAGACCAGGACCAGAGAACUUCUUCUGGAGGAGCAGCAGUACAGACUGAAGGAGGAGGAGCUCCGGCUGGCAAGUGCGUUUGAUUCCCGCAGGGUGCUGCAGCAGCGGGUGGAGCAGGUUCAGCUGGAGAACGCUGCGUUGAAGACGAAGUACGAUGAGUUGCUGGAGCUUCGGAGACGAGAGGAGGCGGAGCUCCGGGAGGAGAAGCUCCGUGGGGAUCGUCUUCUGGAGACCAUGAUCCAGGAGAGACAGCAGGCCGCCGCCCACAUGAACAGCCGCAACCAACGCAGGUCUAGAGCUCGGGAGGCUCACCUGCAGAAGGAGCUGCAGUCUGCUAUGAGGUCAAAGGUCACCGUGGAAAGUUGUUUCAGCGCUCCGAGCUCCAGAUCGACGUCUCCUAAGUGUGACCUCCAGCUGGAGUCCAGAGAGCGAGGUCACAGCAGACUGUUCAGGUCCUUGUCUGCGUCCUCUCCCAGGAUCCUGUCCUCCUUUAGAGACCUCUUCCACAGGAGAAGGCGGGGCCACUCUGUAUGCAGCAUGGAGGAGGACCUGGUGUUUCCUGUGAGGGUCAAUCUGUACGCUCGAGUCCCUGUGAGGGCGCUGCAAGUCCUGGAGGCCCAUGAGCAGGGCAUUAACGCCGUGAGGUUCAGCUCCAGCUCUCACCUGCUGGCGACGGGGGGGACGGACCGAGAGGUCAAAGUGUGGGAGGUCCGAUCAGGCUCGCUGACUCACAGGACCACCCUGGACGGCAGCACCGGGGGGAUCACCUGCAUCGAGUUUGACCCCAUGGGCUUCAGGAUCCUCGCGGCCUCCUACGAUAAGUCGGCCUUGUUGUGGCGUCUGGACGACUCUGUUGCCAAGCUGACCCUGACGGGUCACAGGAGGAAGGUGACAGCCGCGAGGUUCAGUGGUUGUCUUCAUCAGGUGGUGACGGGCAGCGAAGACAGAAGCAUCAGGUUGUGGGACCUGCAGAGAGCCGCCUGUGUGGAGGUGCUCGAGGUGUCGUCUUCCUGCAGCGAUCUGGUUUGUUCUGAGAACUCGGUGAUCAGCGGACACUUUGACUCCAGGAUCAGAGUGUGGGACACCAGGCUGCUGCGAUGCGUCCAGGAGCUUCCUGCUCAGGGGAAAGUCACCUCGCUGGACAUCAGCUCUGACCAUCGUCAUCUGCUCAGCUGUUGCCGUGACGACUGCCUCCAGCUGGUCGACUUGAGGGGGCGAAGCAACGAGCGUGUGUGCUUCAGAGCCGAGGGAUUUAAAUGUGGCAGCGACAGCAGCAAAGCUGUGAUCAGUCCGGAUGGCUGCUUCCUCGCGGCCGGAUCGGCAGACGGUGCUGUUUACAUCUGGAACGUAUCAACUGGCAACCUGGAGACCCGCCUCCCCGACAGACACAGUUCUUCUAUCAGCGCCGUGGCCUGGUCGCUGUCUGGCGAAUACGUCGUGAGCGUGGAUAAAAGUAGGCGGGCCGUCCUCUGGAGUGACAUCUGAGCAGACCAGUCCAGAGGUCCCGUCGUGACGACAUAAACGGAUCAUAGAGCUGCCAAAAGGAACGAUUGUGUUUUUAAGCUAUUUGCUAAUUGGAUAAAAUGGAUGUGAUUUAUGCUUUUUUACUGUUAAAGGGGGACAACGAACAAAGGGACGUGCAUUUAACUGUUGUGAGUAAUUUUACAUCUGAUGGUUACUUUAAAAAAAGCUGCCAUAAAAGUGUGUUUUUCCAAUUCCACAGAAUGUUUAUGUUUUGGGUUUUUUCAAACUUCAGCCCUGAUCAAAACUGACAAAUAUUUAUUACUUUUAAUAUGUGUUUUAAUGCCAUCCAUUUGUUUACUUGUCAAAUGACAAAAAAUGAAUAAAUAUACACUUGUUUUUCUAAAUGCA
Molecule: messenger RNA, 2546 nt
Organism: Gasterosteus aculeatus aculeatus (three-spined stickleback)
Lineage: Eukaryota; Metazoa; Chordata; Actinopteri; Perciformes; Gasterosteidae
Source: RefSeq, a predicted model, not a curated record